ACAUCCUUUUGUCAGGCUUUGCAAUAACGUUAACUGCUUUCUAGAUGUGAUGUUAGGCCUUCACUUACAUACACUGCACAGACACCAAGUCACCUCUGAAAGCAGUGUAGAGGAGGAUGUAGAGUUUGGUAGGCAGCUGUUCAGUACUGUCCCUGCCCAGUUUCAAAUAUGGGCAAGGUAAAAAUGGCAACCUUUGACGUGACAGCAAUAGCUUCUAAAAACAGAACUGACACCAGCGAGAUAGGAACCCACACCCGCUAGGCCAAGAGCAGCAGGCCUACUCUCCUACUGGAGAUUGCUUUCAGAAAAGGACUCUUAACUUUACCAGCUUUACUGGUCUUACUAAUUAGUGCAGUGUUGUAUGUCUUGGUAAAAGCGUUUGUCAAAAAUGAAUACCAUGGAUAACUUGGAGAAACAGCUGAUUUGUCCCAUAUGUCUGGAAAUGUUUACAAAGCCUGUCGUCAUCCUACCCUGCCAGCACAACCUCUGUAGAAAAUGUGCCAAUGAUGUUUUCCAGGCUUCAAACCCAUACCUUCCAACGAGAGGUGGCUCAUUGACGUCUGGUGGCCGCUUCCGAUGCCCGUCCUGCAGACAUGAGGUGGUUCUGGACAGGCACGGUGUUUACGGGCUGCAAAGGAACCUGUUGGUUGAGAACAUUAUUGACAUGUUCAAACAGGAGUCAAGCAGCAGCAAGCCAGCGCCAGAGAGAAAGGAAGGAAUGCCAAUGUGUGAUGUUCACGAGGAAGAAAAGAUCAACAUUUACUGUGUGACCCAUGGUGUGCCCACGUGCUCUAUGUGUAAGGUCUUUGGAGCUCACAAAGACUGUGAGGUGGCACCUAUCACCAGCAUCUACCAGACAAAGAAGACGGAGCUGAGUGACGGGAUUGCCAUGAUGGUUGGUAACAAUGACAGGAUGCAAGGCAUCAUUAGUCAGCUUGAGGAAGCCUGUCGUGCCAUAGAGGAGAAUGGUCGGAGGCAGAAGACCCUGGUGUGUGAGAAGUUUGACCUGCUAUACUCAGUUCUGGAGGCAAAGAAGAGGGAGAUGAGUCAGAAGGUGACGGCCGAACAGGAAGAGAAGGUGAACUAUAUCCGGGGACUGACCAGGAAGUACGGAGACCAUCUGGAAGAGAGUUGUAAGAUGGUGGAGUUGGGUAUCCAGACUAUGGAGGAGCCGGAAAUGGCUUUAUUUCUACAGAACACAAAGCCUCUCCUCAAAAAGCUUGCAGAAGCAUCCAGUACAGCACACUUGGACAAAGUUGAGCGUGGCUAUGAAAAUAUGGAUCAUUACACUGUCGACUUCAACAAAGAGGGCAAGGCCCUGCGCAGCCUUGACUUCCCCCAGGAGGAUGAAGACGAGGAUGAAGAGGAUGAGGAUGGAGAAGCAGGCACCGAGGAAGGAGAGGGGGCCCAGACUGUUUCGGGAGGCAGUGCUGUUACAGCUGCCUCCGUCGAACCUCCUGCCACCCAGCAGAGUAGCUCCUCCCCAAGCGCAGCCAAGAGCGCUGCCUCCACCUAGCUGUCAGCCGCCGACCCAGACAACACCUUAACCAAGAGCAGGAUAAGUUUUGCUCCUAGAUGUUGAUUUCAGGUCAGUUGUGAUAGUUUUCUCCUAGAUCUGGGAACAGUGAGACAGAUUUAGAUCUGCGCCGAAGGGAAAGUCUGAGUAGCUGAGGUAGAUCUAAAGGAAAAGACAGAAGUUUCAAUUCCCUUCCCUCUCUUUAAUUGUGAUUGUGUUAGCAUGCAUCACUGCAUACUGACUGAUCGUAUACAUUUUUUCUUUUUUUUUUCUUUUUAAAUACACAUUUUGGUUCCUUCUUCAGUAGCUUUUUUUGACAUACCAAAUGACAGACAGUCUAUGGGUGUCUAUUGGUUCCAGAAAUUAUACAUUUUUUAUGUAGCUGACCUUUUGCGACUCACUGCUUGAACUGCAUCAUUAGCGAGCAUGACAAGAGGGCCUCAGGUUUUCCUCCUGGUCGUAUACUUUUUUAUGACUGAUAUAACUUUAUGAGUAGUAAGAAACUAUCACUGUGACAUUUCAGUAUUUCAUACACGUAACAGGCUGUAUUAUGUGUCGUAUUCUUUGUCAUGUUACGGUGUAUUAUUAUGUGUCAUUAAAACUGAAUUGUACAAACACC
Sander lucioperca (pikeperch) is the source of this 2135-nucleotide messenger RNA. RefSeq names its product tripartite motif containing 55b (gene trim55b). Gene Ontology annotation, molecular function: zinc ion binding. The record is from RefSeq and is a predicted model, not a curated record. The coding region runs from base 389 to 1516 and encodes 375 amino acids. NCBI's taxonomy places the organism in Eukaryota, Metazoa, Chordata, Actinopteri, Perciformes, Percidae. The transcript has 8 exons.